AUCAGUGGGUUUAUCACCGACGUCAGAGAAACUGAGCUGGUAAUGAUCCUCAACGUGCUGCCUCCUGCCUUUUAAACUCCACGUCUUACCUUUUCUAAAAGACAUAUUUCCAACAACGGAAUUUAAUAUUCCACUCGCUAGUGUGUAAAAGAUACGUCAUAGUAAUAUAAACUGAAACGCUAUUGGAAAUGCAGAGGGAACCGUAUAGCUCUUAAUAAUGUUACCCAGCUCGCAUUAUGUCUAACAGUUGUGGCUAACCUAAAUGCAGCAAACAUGUCUCCUCGAUAAGAAAACAACUGGUGGUAUUCUGUUUCGUAAAAGAUUUCAGGUGUAGUGGUGAGCCCAUGGAGAAACCAUCAUCUUCAGUCAGAGCAGCACUGGAGGAGAGAAAAGGCCUGGUGGGGGAUGGUGGGGUGCUGAGAGGUGCUGAGGGUGGAGAGGUAAAUCCUCAGACCCAGAGGAAGAGCAGCUCCUCUCGCUCGUCCCGCAAGAGCUUCCGCUUGGACUACCGGCUGGAGGAGGAAGUGACAAAGUCCUGUCAGGACAAACAUGGUCGCUGGACAAACCCCUGGCCCACAUGGCGGUUCCCUUCCUACACCACCCUGCUCAGGUUCCUGUUGUUGGAUAAAAAUCACAGCAACGUACCAACUAGUAAAGAGGCUCUGGACAGUGAGCUCCCAGUGAUGGAACCAUACUUUGUCCAGAAACCAGACCUCUCUGACUCUGGUCCAGGUCUGAGAGUCACCUGGCUUGGCCAUGCCACAGUUCUGGUUGAAAUGGACGGGCUGAAUAUUCUGACAGACCCAAUCUUUAGCCAGAGGGCCUCAUCGUUUCAGUUUAUGGGACCCAAAAGGUACAGAGGACCCCCCUGCAAUGUGGACCAGCUGCCCAGGAUUGAUGCUGUCGUCAUCAGUCAUUCUCAUUAUGACCAUCUGGAUGCUGGGUCUGUGGCCAGCCUUAAUGCACGCUUUGGAGGGGAACUACGCUGGUUCGUGCCCCUGGGUUUGAUGGACUGGCUGGUGAAGAUGGACUGUGAGAAUGUGAUGGAGCUGGAUUGGUGGGAGGAGAACUGUGUCCCGGGUCAUGACGAUGUCACAUUUGUCUGCACACCAUCUCAGCACUGGAGCAAACGCACGGCCCUGGAUGAUAACAAGUCUUUAUGGGGCAGCUGGUCUAUUUUGGGUCCGGACCAUCGAUUUUUCUUCGCUGGGGAUACCGGCUAUUGCACAACCUUCCACGAGAUUGGACGACGCUUUGGACCGUUUGACCUCGCAGCAAUCCCCAUCGGAGCUUACUUGCCCAGGAAUAUGAUGCAGGGGCAGCAUGUAGAUCCAGAAGAGGCUGUUCAGAUUCACCAGGACCUUCAGGCCAAGCAGUCUGUGGCCAUUCACUGGGGAACCUUUGCCCUCGCCUAUGAGUAUUACCUGGAGCCGCCGGUUCGUCUCAGAGAGGCUCUGGAACAGAAAGGACUCAAGCCGGAAUCCUUCUUCACUUUGCAUCACGGGGAGUCUCGCCUUAUAACUUCACAGGAAGGAGAUGUCUUUGACUGAUCCCCUCUGUAGCGUUCCACUGGCCAUGUGUCUAAGUGCAGAACAUUUGGUCAUCAUAUUUUUGAUGGACUUCAGUGUUUAAAGUGCAUAUCCCAAUGGAAAACAGGAAUUAACACAGUACUGUUU
Etheostoma cragini (Arkansas darter) is the source of this 1676-nucleotide messenger RNA. RefSeq names its product N-acyl phosphatidylethanolamine phospholipase D (gene napepld). Gene Ontology annotation, molecular function: zinc ion binding; N-acylphosphatidylethanolamine-specific phospholipase D activity. The coding region runs from base 345 to 1550 and encodes 401 amino acids. The transcript has 10 exons. Gene Ontology annotation, biological process: N-acylphosphatidylethanolamine metabolic process; N-acylethanolamine metabolic process. The record is from RefSeq and is a predicted model, not a curated record. NCBI's taxonomy places the organism in Eukaryota, Metazoa, Chordata, Actinopteri, Perciformes, Percidae. Gene Ontology annotation, cellular component: membrane-bounded organelle; cytoplasm.